This is a messenger RNA of Mesorhabditis spiculigera, 1218 nucleotides long. The record is from the annotation of a GenBank genome assembly. NCBI's taxonomy places the organism in Eukaryota, Metazoa, Nematoda, Chromadorea, Rhabditida, Rhabditidae.
AUGACCUCCAAAAUCAUCCUCCUUAUCGCCUGCGUACUUGCUGCUGGAUUGGUCCAGGAAACCUCGGCUCAAUGGUACGGCGGUUACGGCUGGCCGUCGUAUGGCUAUGAGCCCCUCGACCGCGGCAGGGUCGAGAAACACUUCAAGUUCCUCGUGCUCAAGCUCGUCGGCCCGGAUUUGCAUUACUUGAGAUCAAAGGUGCUGAAGCGGAACUUUUCCAAGUCGACGGCCCUCCGGCUCGCCCUGAUGACGCUGAAGGCGAUCGCCGACCUGCACGAGAUGGGCUGGAUUCAUCGUGACAUCCGCCCCGCCCAGUUCUGGGUGGGCUACGGCCCGGACUGCAUGAACCUGUACCUCGUCGACUUUCUCAAGAUUCGCCAGUACCAGCGCAGCAACAAGGUCCAUCUGAAAAAACGCCCAGGAAUCAUGAGUGACGUCAAGUACAGCCACCACCGCUACCUGUCCAGACAGGCCGCCCAGAACUUUGAUCAGAGCCGUCGUGAUGACUAUGAGAUGUGGCUCUUCAUGGUGAUCGACUUCUUCGACGACCAGGCCCUCCCGUGGUGCAAGAUGCGCGGCCUCGAGUCGGUCAUGUCGAAGCUCGAGUUCUUCACCACACCCAAGGCCCGCGAGAACACGAUCCGCGCCGUCCAUCCCGACUUUGAGCUGAUCGCCGACAUGGUCAACAAGAUGAAGUGGGCCUCGGAGAUGCGCGUGCCGUUCCUCGAGGAUACGCUGAAGAGCAUUGCAGGGAAGCUAAAGCUGAAUCUAAAGGAACCGUUCGACUGGACCCCCGAGAUGGCCACCCAGCACGCCAGCGCCACGGCCAGCAUUGACGCCUACCAGGCUGGAGCUGAUAUGCAACGCCGCAGCAACAGCGGCAGCGGCGGCAGCAAGAGCAAGAAGCCCCGAGCGGCUGAGGAGUCGUUGAGGUCGAAGAAGAAGGCGCCCAGCCGCCUCAUCGGCUCCAAGGAGAAGAGCCGCACGAAUCGGCUGCCGGCCAAGAGUCCUGCCCAACCCAUCGAGGUCAAGGUCAGCCCGCAGAAGCCGGAGCAGGUCGUCGGCGGCAAGGACGACGAUGAGGAGGAGGAGUUUAUGACCCCUGGCGGCGGCGAGAAAGACUACGUGCGCGCUGAGUGCGUGGUGGCCGGGUUGAAGAAGCAGAAGCCGAAGCGGGCCGCGGACGAAGAGAACGAGGCGUACGACAACUUCAAGUUC